This is a messenger RNA of Penicillium vulpinum, 795 nucleotides long. Its product is annotated as versicolorin reductase. The transcript has a single exon. The record is from RefSeq and is a predicted model, not a curated record. Gene Ontology annotation, molecular function: oxidoreductase activity. Lineage: Eukaryota; Fungi; Ascomycota; Eurotiomycetes; Eurotiales; Aspergillaceae. The coding region runs from base 1 to 795 and encodes 264 amino acids.
AUGACAGAAUCUUAUAUUCCCGGCCGCCUCGAUGGCAAAGUUGCCCUCGUUACAGGGUCUGGACGCGGCAUUGGGGCAGCCAUCGCCAUCCAACUAGGCCGCCUGGGUGCGAGCGUAGUCAUUAACUACGCGAACGCGGCCGAGCAUGCCGAGAAAGUCGUCAAUGAGAUAAAGGCCCUGGGUUCUGAUGCUAUUGCCUUCAAGGCCGACAUCCGUCAAGUACCACAGACGAUUAAGUUGUUCGAGGAUGCCAUCGCGCAUUUCGGAGGCCUCGACAUCGUCUGCAGCAACUCCGGCGUCGUCAGUUUUGGCCACCUGAAGGAUGUGACCGAGGAGGAAUUCGACCGUGUCUUCAGCCUUAAUACACGCGGGCAGUUCUUCGUGGCUCGUGAAGCGUAUCGCAACCUGCGCGAGGGGGGCCGGAUCAUCCUCAUGUCGUCUAACACCGCUCACGACUUCAGCGUUCCUGCGCACUCGCUAUAUUCUGGCUCCAAGGGCGCCAUUGACUCCUUCGUCCGUGUCUUCUCCAAGGAUUGUGGUGAUAAGAAGAUCACCGUCAAUGCUGUCGCGCCUGGCGGCACUGUUACAGAUAUGUUCCACGAGGUCUCCGAGCACUACAUCCCCAAUGGCGACAAGUACACCGCGGAGGAGCGUCAGGCGAUGGCUGCACAUGCAUCUCCCCUGCAUCGCAACGGGUUCCCUGAGGAUAUUGCUCGCGUGGUUGGCUUCCUUGUUAGCAAGGAGGCUGAAUGGGUCAACGGGAAGAUCCUCACUCUGGAUGGUGGAGCAGCAUAG